UGCGAUUCCGUACAUUCCGUAUUGUGGAGUUCACAUAGGGUGACUCAAGUCAACUGAUCUGACUUUGAGUGAGAAAGAAUAAAGAUGUUCAGUAAAUUGCAGAGACAGUUGUAUGCAGUUGGAAAUGCCUGUCAUAAGUUAAAAGGUCUGCAACAGCCUGUCCGCAGUGUGGUUAACAUCACAGCUAAAUCCCAGGCUGUGUUCGAUCGGGAGGAUAAAUAUGGAGCCCACAACUACCACCCCCUCCCUGUGGCUAUCUGCAAAGGAGAAGGAGUAUAUAUGUGGGAUGUCGAUGGAAAUCGUUACUACGAUUUUCUAAGUGCUUACAGUGCUGUAAACCAAGGACACUCGCACCCAAAGAUCAUCAAGGCUUUGACCGAGCAGGCAUCUACUCUGGCCUUGACCUCCAGAGCAUUCUACAACAAUGUGCUGGGAGAAUAUGAGGAAUACGUCACUAAACUUUUUGGCUAUGAUAAGGUCCUUCCCAUGAACACAGGUGUGGAAGGUGGAGAAACAGCCAAUAAAUUAGCCAGGAAAUGGGCAUACAAUGUAAAGAAAAUCCCAAAGAACAAGGCCAAGAUUGUGUUUGCUGAGAACAACUUUUGGGGCCGAACUUUGGCAGCCAUUUCCAGUUCUACAGACCCCUCGAGUUUUGAGGGGUAUGGACCCUACAUGCCGGGUUACACUAUUGUGCCAUAUAAUAAUAUUCCAGCUUUGGAGAAAGAGUUGCAGGAUCCCAAUUGUUGUGCUUUCAUGGUGGAGCCCAUUCAGGGUGAGGCUGGCGUUGUAGUACCAGACGAGGGUUACCUACGCAAAGUUCGUGAAUUGUGCACCAAGUACAACGUACUGUGGAUUGCUGAUGAAGUUCAGACUGGACUCUGCAGAACUGGAAAAAUGUUGGCUGUUGAUCAUGAAAAUGUGAAGCCUGACCUCUUGAUCCUGGGGAAAGCUCUCUCUGGAGGCAUCUAUCCUGUCUCAGCGGUUUUAGCCAAUGAUGAAGUCAUGCUGACCAUUAAACCUGGUGAACACGGUUCUACUUAUGGAGGUAAUCCACUCGGCUGUAAGGUCGCCAUAGCAGCUUUAGAGGUCUUGCUGGAGGAAAAACUUGCAGACAAUGCAGAAAGGCUGGGAAAGGUUUUGAGAAGUGAACUUGCCAAACUUCCAAAGGAAAAGGUGAAAAUUGUUAGAGGCAAGGGACUACUGAAUGCCAUUGUCAUCAAUGAAAAAUAUGAUGCAUGGGAGGUGUGUUUAAAACUAAGAGACAAUGGACUGCUGGCCAAGCCUACGCAUGGUGACAUCAUCCGAUUUGCCCCACCCCUUAUAAUCAAUGACGAACAGUUAAACGACUGCAUCAACAUUAUUAAGACCACCAUCGAGAAGCUAUAAAGAUAAAGAAAAAUAACACGAUUUUUCAUGCUUAGCAUAAUAAAAAUAACUAUGACAGAAAAAUACCAGAGGAUAAUUAGUCAAGACAGAACAGAGGAAAUCCGGGAAUAGGAGAACCCAAGAAAAUGCCUAUUGUUUAAAAAAACAAACUCAGAAUCUGAAGUUUUCCUUUGCACUAGGUCAUUUGACAAAGGUUGAUAGGUUUAAGAGAAUUUUUGCCAUAAGAUGAAUAUUUAAAGUACAGGAUACCUGGUAAAUAUGUCAACUGUAUAUAUUGAAUCUUAUCACAUUUCUUCCUCCAAUGGCAUCAAGUGUAUAAUUUUGAUAAGUUUUCUUCUAAAUACAAGUCAAAAUGUAGAAGAAUCCCAGUUUACAAAACAUGCAGAGGGGACCUACUGGCUUUAUGUUUUUUUAUUAUGACAUAACAUUGCUAUUUUUAGUUGAAGUAUUUGAAAUCCAGUUUGUUUACCGGUAUAUCUUUAGUGUUUAUCUUGCACACAAUGACAAGAGUUUUUGUUGUAAGCAGCAUGGCUUUGUUGAUCAGGCAUCAUAUUUUCUCUUAGGUACAACAAUUUAUUUAAGAUUAUAUCUUAAUAGUUUAAGUUUAGUAAGAAUGAGAUAUAUUUUUGUAAAUUUUUUGAAGUUAUAUUUAAACCUUUCUAUCAAGUGUGACUCUUUAAUUUUACUGUCAAAGCAAUAGGCAUUUCUUUUGUUUGAUCUGAUUUGAAGUUAUUCCUGAAAUUACAUUACAGUGCUCUUUUACGUAAAAUCUCAGAUUUAUUUAUUUUUUUACCAGUGACAGCAUUGUUAUU
Saccostrea echinata is the source of this 2198-nucleotide messenger RNA. RefSeq names its product ornithine aminotransferase, mitochondrial-like. Gene Ontology annotation, cellular component: cytoplasm. The transcript is spliced from 9 exons. Bases 85 to 1386 code for a protein of 433 amino acids. Gene Ontology annotation, molecular function: identical protein binding; L-ornithine transaminase activity; pyridoxal phosphate binding. Lineage: Eukaryota; Metazoa; Mollusca; Bivalvia; Ostreida; Ostreidae. The record is from RefSeq and is a predicted model, not a curated record.